AUGGAGAUGAAGGUUGAGAUAUUAGCUAGAGAAAUCAUCAAGCCAUCUUCUCCCACUCCCAAUCAAUUUAGAAUUUACAAGCUCUGUUCUAGGGAUCAAUACUCUCCCCAUCAUUACAUCCUAGCUGUUUUCUUCAAUGCCAACCCUACUCGUGAUGUGAAUCACGAAGAGAUGGUUAGCAUAAGAUCCCAACGCUUAAAGGAAACUCUCUCUGAAACCCUCACUCGCUUCUACCCACUUGCCGGAAGACUGAGAGACAAUCUCUUUAUCGAUUGUAACGACGAGGGUGUUGAUUAUUUGGAAGCUCGAGUCACCGACUGUCCUCUCUCAGACAUUCUUGAACAACCGAAAGUCGAAGAAAUGUACCGUUUAUUUGAACCCAACCCCGAAGACUUUAACAAGAACCCUCUGUUGUUCGUUCAACUUAACUUCUUUCCAUGCGGUGGAAUGGCACUUUGUGUGCGUAUGUCUCACAAGAUCGCCGAUGGAGUCGCGUAUGCUGCCUUCGUUAAGGCCUGGUUUGACAUCGCCCUCGGGUCAUCUGCGACUAUUGUUCCAGAUUUCAUUUCUGUAUCGUCUCACUUUCCACCGAGAGAGGACAGCCGGUGUUGUCAAUGA
This is a messenger RNA of Camellia sinensis, 618 nucleotides long. The record is from RefSeq and is a predicted model, not a curated record. NCBI's taxonomy places the organism in Eukaryota, Viridiplantae, Streptophyta, Magnoliopsida, Ericales, Theaceae.